Molecule: messenger RNA, 2607 nt
Organism: Myxocyprinus asiaticus (Chinese sucker)
Lineage: Eukaryota; Metazoa; Chordata; Actinopteri; Cypriniformes; Catostomidae
Gene: slc6a22.2
Product: solute carrier family 6 member 22, tandem duplicate 2
Exons: 15
Coding region: 191-2026 (611 amino acids)
Biological process (GO): sodium ion transmembrane transport
Cellular component (GO): membrane
Source: RefSeq, a predicted model, not a curated record
UUUACAACCACUAUAUACAGUACAAUAGCAGACUUGGGCCCGCAACUUGGGAACAGCAGUUCUUGUUCAGGUGCUCUUGAAGCCGGUUUGGCCACUCCUCAGGCAUUCUCUUUGGGGACAUUAUUUUGAACGGCUAACCUAGAUACAGUCAGUGCAUAAAAGAGACGGACUCUUCACAAAUCACAGCAUCAUGGAUCAUAGUUUGAGGCCAGAGAUGAAGCUGAACCUGAUGAAUGGGGUUGGUGUUCUGCUGCAGCCCAAGCCUAAACCACAGGCAAGAGAGCAGUGGGCCAAUAAAAUGGAGUUUCUUUUGGCUGUAGCUGGGCACAUCAUUGGCCUGGGAAAUGUGUGGAGGUUUCCUUACCUGUGCUACAAGAAUGGAGGAGGGGCAUUUUUUGUGCCAUACGUGCUGUUUCUCUUCACCUGUGGGAUUCCACUUUUCUUUUUGGAGACAUCAUUGGGUCAGUUCACAAGUCAGGGUGGAAUCACAUGCUGGAGGAAGAUCUGUCCGCUUUUUGAAGGUCUUGGUUAUGGAAGCCAAGUUGUUGUCCUUUAUACUGGAGUUUAUUACAUCAUUAUUCUGGCAUGGGCAUUCCUCUACCUCUUCUCCUCCUUCUCCUCAGAGCUACCAUGGGCUAGCUGCAAAAACUACUGGAACACAGAAUACUGCAAAGAGUUAAGCAAGAGCAACAUUACUGAAUAUUCUCCAGGGAAAACCACUUCACCAGUUAUUGAGUUUUGGGAAAGAAGAAUUUUGGGUUUGUCUGAGGGAAUAGAACAGAUUGGUAAUGUGAGAUGGGACUUGGCACUCUGCCUCCUGCUGGCAUGGAUCAUCUGCUACUUCUGUGUGUGGAAGGGAGUGAGAUCCACAGGCAAGGUGGUUUACUUCACUGCUACCUUCCCCUAUUUAAUGUUGAUAGUGCUGCUGGUUCGUGGACUCACUCUCCCUGGAGCAAAAAAUGGCAUCACCUUCUACCUUUACCCUGAUCCAACACGUCUCACCGACCCUCAGGUGUGGAUGGAUGCAGGUAGUCAGAUAUUUUACUCCUAUGGAGUUUGUACAGGGGUACUGACUGCUUUGGGAAGCUACAACAAAUAUGAGAACAACUGUUACAGAGACUGUGUAUACUUGUGUCUACUGAACAGCUUAACUAGCUUUGUGGCUGGUUUUGCUAUCUUCUCUGUCCUGGGCUUCAUGGCAGAUGAACAAGGGAUGGAUAUUUCAAUGGUAGCAGAGUCAGGUCCUGGUUUGGCAUUUAUUGCUUACCCUCGUGCUGUGUCCCUAAUGCCCCUUCCUCAAUUAUGGGCAAUCUUCUUCUUUAUCAUGAUCAUAUUCCUGGGACUGGAUAGUGAGUUUGUGUAUCAUGAAGCCCUGGUUACUGCUAUCUCGGACAUGUAUCCCUCCUUCUUCCAAAUUGGACAUCGGCGUAAAUUUCUUCUUCUCUUUAUUAGUGCUGCCAGCUUCUUGGUUGGUCUGCUAAUGGUAACAGAGGGCGGUCUGUAUAUCUUCCAGCUGUUUGACUAUUAUGCCUGUAGUGGAAUGACUCUCCUUACUUUUGCCAUCCUUCAGUCCAUCUGUGUAGGAUGGGUAUAUGGUGCAGAUCAUCUCUAUGAUAGCAUUGAGGAUAUGAUUGGCUAUCGGCCCUGGCCUUUAAUGAAGAUCUGCUGGAAGUAUCUAACACCAACUGUAUGUACAGGGACAUUUUUAUUCUCCUUAGCUAAAUACACCCCUCUGAAGUUCAACAAUGUGUAUGAGUACCCCUGGUGGGGUUAUGCUAUUGGUGGCUUCUUCACCCUUUCCUCCACCUUGCUCGUUCCACUGUGGAUGAUGUAUUUGGUUUGCACCACUCCAGGUUCAAUGCGACAGAGAAUAAGAAUCUUGUGUACUCCUGCUGAAGACCUGCCAGAUCCUAACCGUUCAAAACAGAAGCAAAAUAUGCUUACUUUUGAAACCUUCACAGACCUCCUGACUUUACGAACGGUUAUGAGCACACCAAACUCUUUGCCUCACAGAGAUAUUGUCUGACUGUCUGCCAUUACAGCCAUCUUCUUGUCUCCUGAUUGCUACAGUGUAUAGUAACACACAACCCAUUGUCACAUUUCCAUUUUCGGUAACUACCAUCAUAUUCAAAAUCAUACCUCAAAGUGUGAAUAAUGUUGUGAUUAAUACAUGAAUCAAAAUGGUCAUCUCAUUAUGGUUAGGUACAGUAACGUUUAUCAAUGCAAAAGUUUACAUGAGAUAAGUGGGAGUUAAUAUGGAGAACGAAUGCUGAUAUCUGUGUGUUUUGUUGCAUGCCAUGUAAUGAGUGCACUGACAGGAAAAUGCUUGUUGUCUUCUUUUUAUAAAUACUUUGAAGUACAGCCUCAUAAAUGGUCUUGAAGACCACCUGUUAAGCUUCACGCUUUGCAGCUUUCCAUUAAAGAGUGGGGUGUGCUAGUCUGAUGUGUAUAAAACAUGUAUAAAGAUGUGAAAAUUAAAAAGAUGAAGUACUAGUGUACACAUGUACAAAAGUGAAAAAGAGAUUAUUUCACAAGUUUGCUUGUACAUACACCGAUCAGCCACAACAUUAAAACCACCUGCCUAAUGUUGUGUAGGUCCCCCUCGUG